Molecule: messenger RNA, 3816 nt
Organism: Molossus molossus (Pallas's mastiff bat)
Lineage: Eukaryota; Metazoa; Chordata; Mammalia; Chiroptera; Molossidae
Gene: EHD1
Product: EH domain containing 1
Exons: 5
Coding region: 218-1822 (534 amino acids)
Biological process (GO): endosomal transport; clathrin-dependent synaptic vesicle endocytosis
Cellular component (GO): cytoplasm; plasma membrane; intracellular vesicle
Molecular function (GO): molecular adaptor activity; protein binding; calcium ion binding
Source: RefSeq, a predicted model, not a curated record
ACCGGCCUUAUAAAGGGCGCUCGCCGAGGCGCGCGCCUCGCACCACAGAGGCGCUGUGCGGCCUGUGACGUGCGCCUGCGCAGCGCGAGCCCCUCCCCGCCCCUCGCUCCGCCACCUCUCCGCCCCUCCGCUGGCCGGGCCCCGCCUCGGCUGCGCGCCUUCGCCCCGCUUCCAGCCGCCCCUCUGCCCCGCAGCAACCAGCCCGGUCUCCGGCAGCAUGUUCAGCUGGGUCAGCAAGGAUGCCCGCCGCAAGAAGGAGCCGGAGCUCUUCCAGACGGUGGCUGAAGGGCUGCGGCAGCUGUACUCGCAGAAGCUGCUGCCGCUGGAGGAGCACUACCGCUUCCACGAGUUCCACUCGCCGGCUCUGGAGGAUGCUGACUUCGACAACAAGCCCAUGGUGCUGCUCGUGGGCCAGUACAGCACGGGCAAGACCACCUUCAUCCGGCACUUGAUCGAGCAGGACUUCCCGGGGAUGCGCAUCGGGCCCGAGCCCACCACCGACUCCUUCAUCGCCGUCAUGCACGGCCCCACCGAGGGCGUGGUGCCGGGCAACGCUCUCGUCGUGGACCCGCGGCGCCCCUUCCGCAAGCUCAAUGCCUUCGGCAACGCCUUCCUCAACAGGUUCAUGUGCGCCCAGCUGCCCAACCCGGUCUUGGAUAGCAUAAGCAUCAUCGACACUCCCGGGAUCCUGUCUGGGGAGAAACAGCGCAUCAGCAGAGGUUAUGACUUCGCGGCUGUCCUGGAGUGGUUUGCUGAGCGGGUCGACCGCAUCAUCCUGCUCUUUGACGCCCACAAGCUGGACAUCUCUGAUGAGUUCUCAGAAGUCAUCAAGGCCCUCAAGAAUCACGAGGACAAGAUCCGUGUGGUGCUGAACAAGGCUGACCAGAUCGAGACCCAGCAGCUGAUGCGGGUGUAUGGGGCCCUCAUGUGGUCCCUGGGGAAGAUCAUCAACACCCCCGAGGUAGUCAGGGUCUACAUCGGCUCCUUCUGGUCCCACCCACUCCUCAUUCCUGACAACCGCAAGCUCUUCGAGGCGGAGGAGCAGGACCUCUUCAAAGACAUCCAGUCUCUGCCCCGGAACGCUGCCCUCAGGAAGCUCAACGACCUGAUCAAGAGGGCAAGGCUGGCCAAGGUUCACGCCUACAUCAUCAGCUCCCUCAAGAAGGAGAUGCCCAAUGUCUUCGGCAAAGAGAGCAAAAAGAAAGAGCUGGUGAACAACCUGGGGGAGAUCUACGCGAAGAUCGAGCGGGAGCACCAGAUCUCUGCGGGCGACUUCCCGAGCCUCCGCAAGAUGCAGGAGCUCCUGCAGACCCAGGACUUCAGCAAAUUCCAGGUCUUGAAGCCCAAGCUGCUGGACACAGUGGAUGACAUGCUGGCCAACGACAUCGCCCGCCUGAUGGUGAUGGUGCGCCAGGAGGAGUCCCUGAUGCCCUCCCAGGUCGUGAAGGGCGGCGCCUUUGAUGGCACCAUGAACGGGCCCUUUGGGCACGGCUAUGGUGAGGGGGCCGGUGAAGGCAUAGAUGACAUCGAGUGGGUGGUAGGCAAGGACAAGCCCACCUAUGACGAGAUCUUCUAUACGCUGUCACCCGUCAAUGGCAAGAUCACCGGUGCCAAUGCCAAGAAGGAGAUGGUGAAGUCCAAGUUGCCCAACACGGUGCUGGGGAAGAUCUGGAAGCUGGCCGAUGUGGACAAGGACGGGCUGCUGGACGACGAGGAGUUUGCCCUGGCCAACCACCUCAUCAAAGUCAAGCUGGAGGGCCAUGAGCUGCCCACCGACCUCCCCCCACACCUGAUCCCACCCUCCAAGCGGAGGCUCGAGUGACCACCUGGCCUCCGUGUGUCCAGCUGUCUCAGUGCCCGGCCAGGCAGAGACUGGGGGGAGGGGAAGGGUCACCAGUUCUCAAGGUCCAUAAAGACUGAGUGGCUGUUUCCUCAGCUCUUAAAAGGAAAACCACCAUCUUUCUUUUAAAGGCUGUUCCUGGGCCCAGCAAGGGAGGCAGGGGUGAUACUCGUAUGUGAAUGGAAUUUAUGCACAAGAACUAUGGAUAUUUUUAAUAUAUAACGUUAGAGGCGGCCUUCUUUCUUGCCUCCUCCGUCUGACAGCCCCCUGCCUUCACACACACUCUGCCCUCCCUGGCCGUGCUCUGGCUCGCCCUCCUGGCAGCGGCCGGCCGGCGCCGGGGCCCUGUACGCAGGAAUGACUGGAUCGGUUUGUUUCUAAGCUGAGUGUUGCUCCUUUGGGCCAGUGGCUUCCUCCCCGUGCUCCCGGACUCAGCUGGUUCUUGUGCCUUUCGUCACCCCUCAGCCCUCUGCUCGCAUAGCCUCCCACCCGUCACUUGCAGUCACAGAAGCAAGGCCCAGCUGCCUUCUUUGGGGGGGGUCGGGGGGGUGCGAAAGAAAGUCUUCCAGAAAAUAUAUAAGCUAGUUUGGGUUCUGUAAAAGGUAACACCUUUUAUACUUGACUGAAUUUUCCAGCAACUUCCAAACACUCGUUCAGAAGCUGUGAUUUUUGUCUCCUUUCCCACACUCCAACCAGGGGCAGCUUCACCCAGAAGCCAUUAGAGAGGGGUGUGUGCAGAGCUCACCCCACCAGGGACCCCAGAGGUGGUGUUUUCUGCUGCACCUUCUCACUUCCUGGCACAUUCUAGUGCAGCUCCCUGCCCAGCUUGGGGUGGGUGCUCCGUCCUCAUGGACUUGGUAUGGCUUGGUGUUCCAGCUCCGGCCGAGUGGCCAGAGACCAGGGACAACCUAGCCCCUUCCCUCUUUCACCCCCCUUCUUCCCUCUGCUGAGCAAAGGAAGGUGAUGUGACUGCGAUGCCUUUAGAACAACCCAUCCCCAGGCUGAGCAAUACAUGAGGCAGCGAGUGGCCAGCUCAGGCCCCGCACAGUUUUGCUUCAGCUGGGCCGUCUCAGCACAGCUUUGGGGGCUGGACGUUCUCCAGGCUGCAAGGCCUGGAGCCAUCAUCACAGAGCCACUGGCGGAGCAGGCUUCCCACAGGCACUCCCAUGGGGUCUCAGGGAUUCCUCCACUCUGGUCUCCAGCCCCUACCCACCCCCCCAGUGCUGCUCUCCAGGCUUCCGUCCGCCAGGUCCGAGUGGCCGGGACCUGGCCUGGUUACGUCCAGCCGGCCUCGGCCUGCCAUUCCAUACGGUAUUGGUAUUAGGUGAGGUGGGCUGCAUCGCUGAGAAUUCACCGUUUCAGGUGCAGUGGCUUAUCCUUGUUCGCCUGUGGGGAGAAAACAAAGACAAGACUCUCGCAUUAAAAAAUGUUUAACUGCUGAAACUGGCUUCUGCUGCUUCGUUUCUCAGGUCUGCUCCUGCAGUGCCUGCUGGGGCACUGGCAGAGCAUUAGGGGGCUAAGACGCCAACAGGAGCAGGUUGGCAAGCCUGCCAGGUGACAUCCACGCCAUCGUGCUCGGCUCUGGCAGCUACUACCUCUUAGUGGACGCCUGCAAACGGGGCUGAUGACCCCUUUUCCUUGUGCUCGGGGAGGGGGGGGCUGAGCAGUAGCUUGAGGAGAGGAUGGGGUGAAGAAGCAGGGAGAAUCUCUGAUGACAGAACUAGGCUACUUACCCUGGGGUUUGGGGGAAGGUACCCACCUUGUAUGAUCUUUACAGCAUCUCCAACCUGGGCCCCGCCCUCGACAUGGACAGACAGGUGGGCGCCCAUGGGGCUCUGGGCACUAGACAAGGGUUGACUGGACUUCGUGCUUGGCCCAGGGGGGUUUAGAUACAGUGAAGCUGGUACUCAGACCGAGGACAAAAAUACAAUUACUAAGGGUGGGGCCAGCCAUGUCACACUCGGGGGAAGGGGAAC